This is a messenger RNA of Hipposideros armiger (great roundleaf bat), 4493 nucleotides long. RefSeq names its product drosha ribonuclease III (gene DROSHA). Gene Ontology annotation, biological process: rRNA processing; primary miRNA processing; pre-miRNA processing. Bases 318 to 4205 code for a protein of 1295 amino acids. The record is from RefSeq and is a predicted model, not a curated record. Gene Ontology annotation, molecular function: ribonuclease III activity; RNA binding. The transcript has 34 exons. NCBI's taxonomy places the organism in Eukaryota, Metazoa, Chordata, Mammalia, Chiroptera, Hipposideridae. Gene Ontology annotation, cellular component: nucleus; microprocessor complex.
CGCCGUGGUCCAGCUUUCUCAGGUUAGCCUUUUAAUUACCUCGGUUUCCUGUUCCGGAGGCGCGGGAGGUGCUAAGGUCUUGGCGGCUGCACAAUAAGACUGGCUUUGCUCUGGCGGCGACCUCGGGGCCCAGGAGGCUUUUGGAUGCUCUGCCAGGGGCUGUGAAGGAUACAGAAAUGACUAUGAAUCAGCCCAUGCCAUCAAGGAGCUAAUAAUCCAGUGGAGGAGUUAGACAUGUGCACACAUGACUAUCAUAUGGGCUGUCUCUGAGUUUAUGUUCCCUGUGGAAGAUGUGACAUUGAUCCAGACAGUACGUCAUGAUGCAAGGCAAUACAUGUCAUAGAAUGUCGUUCCACCCGGGGCGAGGGUGUCCCCGAGGGCGAGGAGGACAUGGAGCCAGACCCUCAGCGCCAGCCUUCAGGCCCCAAAACCUGAGGCUGCUUCACCCUCAGCAGCCUCCCGUGCAAUAUCAAUAUGAACCUCCAAGUGCUCCUUCCACCACAUUCUCGAACUCUCCAGCUCCCAAUUUUCUGCCUCCACGACCAGACUUUGUACCGUUCCCUCCCCCCAUGCCUCCGUCAGCACAAGGCCCUCUUCCGCCCUGCCCAAUCCGGCCCCCCUUCCCCAACCACCAGAUGAGGCCCCCUUUCCCAGUACCUCCCUGUUUUCCUCCCAUGCCACCUCCGAUGCCCUGUCCGAAUAACCCCCCAGUCCCUGGAGCACCUCCCGGACAAGGCACUUUCCCCUUCAUGAUGCCCCCCCCUCCCCCUCCGGUCAUGCCACAGCAGGUCAAUUACCAGUACCCUCCGGGAUACUCACACCACAAUUUCCCGCCUCCCAAUUUUAAUAGCUUCCAGAACAACCCCAGCUCUUUCCCACCCAGUGCUAACAACAGCAGUAGUCCUCAUUUUAGGCAUCUCCCUCCAUACCCACUCCCCAAGGCUCCCAGUGAGAGAAGGUCCCCCGAAAGGCUCAAGCACUAUGACGACCACAGGCACCGGGAUCACAGUCACGGGCGAGGGGAGAGGCAUCGGUCCCUGGAGAGGCGGGAGCGUGGCCGCAGCCCUGACAGGAGAAGACAGGACAACCGCUACAGAUCCGAUUACGACCGAGGGAGAACGCCGUCUCGCCACCGGAGCUAUGAGCGCAGCAGAGAGCGGGAACGGGAGAGACACAGGCACCGGGAGAGCCGACGAUCACCAUCUCUGGAAAGGCCCUACAAAAAAGAGUAUAAGAGAUCUGGAAGGAGUUAUGGUUUACCAGUUGCUCCCGAACCUGCUGGAUGCACACCAGAAUUACCUGGGGAGAUUAUUAAAAAUACAGAUUCUUGGGCCCCACCCCCGGAGACUGUGGAUCAUCGUUCCCCAAGUAGGGAGAAGAAGAGAGCUCGUUGGGAGGAAGAAAAAGACAGAUGGAGUGACAACCAGAGCUCUGGCAAAGAGAAGAAUUAUACCUCAAUCAAGGAAAAAGAGCUAGAGGAGACGCUCCCGGACAAAAAUGAGGAGGAGGAGGAAGAACUUCUGAAGCCCGUGUGGAUUCGCUGCACCCACUCAGAAAACUACUACUCCAGUGACCCCAUGGAUCAGGUGGGAGAUUCUACUGUAGUUGGAACAAGUCGGCUCCGUGACUUAUACGACAAAUUUGAGGAAGAGUUGGGGAGCCGGCAAGAAAAGGCCAAAGCUGCUAGACCUCCGUGGGAGCCUCCCAAGACAAAGCUGGAUGAAGAUUUAGAAAGUUCCAGCGAAUCUGAAUGUGAGUCCGAUGAGGACAGCACCUGUUCUAGCAGCUCAGACUCGGAAGUUUUUGACGUCAUUGCAGAAAUCAAACGCAAAAAGGCCCAUCCUGACCGACUCCAUGACGAACUUUGGUACAACGACCCAGGCCAGAUGAAUGACGGACCACUCUGCAAAUGUAGCGCGAAAGCAAGACGCACAGGAAUUAGACACAGCAUUUAUCCUGGAGAAGAGGCCAUCAAGCCCUGUCGUCCUAUGACCAACAAUGCUGGUAGACUCUUCCACUAUCGAAUUACCGUUUCUCCUCCUACAAACUUUUUAACUGACAGGCCAACUGUUAUAGAAUACGAUGAUCAUGAAUAUAUCUUUGAAGGAUUUUCUAUGUUUGCACAUGCGCCCCUGACCAAUAUUCCACUGUGUAAAGUAAUUAGAUUCAACAUAGACUACACGAUUCAUUUCAUCGAAGAGAUGAUGCCUGAGAACUUUUGUGUGAAGGGACUUGAACUUUUUUCAUUAUUCCUAUUCAGAGAUAUUUUGGAAUUGUAUGACUGGAAUCUUAAAGGUCCUUUGUUUGAAGACAGCCCUCCCUGCUGCCCAAGAUUUCAUUUCAUGCCACGUUUUGUAAGAUUUCUUCCAGAUGGAGGAAAGGAAGUGCUGUCCAUGCACCAGAUUCUUCUGUACUUACUGCGGUGUAGCAAAGCGCUGGUCCCCGAGGAGGAGAUUGCCAAUAUGCUGCAGUGGGAAGAACUCGAGUGGCAGAAGUACGCGGAAGAGUGCAAGGGCAUGAUUGUCACCAACCCCGGGACGAAACCCAGCUCUGUCCGCAUUGAUCAACUGGAUCGUGAACAGUUCAACCCCGAUGUGAUUACUUUUCCAAUUAUCGUCCAUUUUGGGAUCCGCCCUGCACAGUUGAGUUAUGCAGGAGACCCACAGUACCAGAAACUGUGGAAGAGUUAUGUGAAACUUCGCCACCUCCUAGCAAAUAGUCCCAAAGUCAAACAAACCGACAAGCAGAAGCUGGCACAGAGAGAGGAAGCGCUCCAGAAAAUACGCCAGAAGAAUACAAUGAGACGAGAAGUAACGGUUGAGCUAAGUAGCCAAGGAUUCUGGAAAACUGGCAUCCGUUCGGAUGUCUGUCAGCAUGCAAUGAUGCUCCCUGUUUUGACCCAUCAUAUCCGCUACCACCAAUGCCUGAUGCACCUGGACAAGUUGAUAGGAUAUACUUUCCAAGAUCGCUGUCUGCUACAGCUGGCCAUGACUCACCCGAGUCAUCACUUAAAUUUUGGAAUGAAUCCGGAUCAUGCCAGGAAUUCUUUGUCGAACUGUGGAAUUCGGCAGCCCAAAUAUGGAGAUAGGAAAGUUCAUCAUAUGCACAUGCGGAAAAAAGGAAUUAACACCUUAAUAAAUAUUAUGUCACGCCUUGGCCAAGAUGACCCAACUCCCUCAAGAGGCCAGAAACUUGAACUGGAUCGAUUUAUGCUGUACGCCCAUGGACCUGACCUUUGUAGAGAAUCAGACCUUCGACAUGCAAUGGCUAAUUGUUUUGAAGCAUUAAUAGUUGUAGACCUGCGCGAAGUCUGGCUCAAUUAUCCUCUCCACCCACUCCAGUUACAAGAGCCAAAUACGGAUCGACAACUUAUUGAGACUUCUCCAGUUCUACAGAAACUUACUGAGUUUGAAGAAGCAAUUGGAGUAAUUUUUACUCAUGUUCGACUUCUGGCGAGAGCAUUCACACUGAGAACUGUGGGAUUUAACCACCUGACCCUAGGCCACAACCAGAGGAUGGAAUUCCUAGGUGACUCCAUAAUGCAACUGGUAGCCACAGAGUACUUAUUCAUUCAUUUCCCAGAUCAUCAUGAAGGACACUUAACUUUGUUGCGCAGCUCUCUGGUGAAUAACAGGACGCAAGCCAAGGUGGCGGAGGAGCUGGGCAUGCAGGAGUACGCCAUCACCAACGACAAGACCAAGCGGCCGGUGGCGCUCAGGACCAAGACCUUGGCCGACCUCUUGGAGUCAUUUAUUGCAGCACUGUACAUCGAUAAGGAUUUGGAGUAUGUUCAUACUUUCAUGAAUGUUUGUUUCUUCCCACGAUUAAAAGAGUUCAUUUUGAAUCAGGAUUGGAACGACCCCAAAUCCCAGCUCCAGCAGUGUUGCCUGACACUUAGGACAGAAGGAAAAGAGCCAGACAUUCCUCUGUACAAGACCCUGCAGACUGUGGGGCCAUCCCAUGCCAGAACCUACACUGUAGCUGUUUACUUCAAGGGAGAAAGAAUAGGCUGUGGGAAAGGACCAAGUAUUCAGCAAGCGGAAAUGGGAGCUGCAAUGGAUGCACUUGAAAAAUAUAACUUUCCUCAGAUGGCCCAUCAGAAGCGGUUCAUUGAACGGAAAUACAGACAAGAGUUAAAAGAAAUGAGGUGGGAAAGAGAGCACCAAGAGAAAGAGCCAGAUGAGACUGAAGACAUAAAGAAAUAAAGGAGGACACAGAAGUGGUAGCGUAUUUACUUGCUUAAUAACUGUGACUGUUGCCCGUGGAGACCUAGCCUAGUUUUCCUGCAGACUAUGGAUGAAGCGUGCCUGUUGAAAUAAAACACCAAGUCAAAUUGCUAUCGUUGUUUCACUGAUCUAAUACGCUGUUUUUAGCUGGAUGGUCUUUAUUACCAAGUGUUUGAUUUCUCUUCUAUUUAAUGGAAAACUUCCCUUUAGUGGAUGUGCGUAUUCCCUUUAUUUUUUUUCUUUAAACAAUAAAAUUUGAAAAAUUUA